Messenger RNA from Staurois parvus, 1423 nucleotides. The record is from the annotation of a GenBank genome assembly. NCBI's taxonomy places the organism in Eukaryota, Metazoa, Chordata, Amphibia, Anura, Ranidae.
AUGGAAGAGAUGAGGCCUAGCAGCGGACCCCAGGCCUUCCCGUCCAUCUUCCCCCCGGGGCUGCAUGCCAUCUACGGCGAGUGUCGGCGGCUGUACCCGGAGCAGCCCAACCCCCUCCAGGUCACCGCUAUAGUCAAGUACUGGUUGGGUGGACCUGACCCCCUAGAUUAUGUGAGCAUGUACAGAAACCUUGGCAAUUCAUCACUUGGUGUUCCUGAGCACUGGCAUUACGUGAGUUUUGGGCUGAGCGAUUUGUAUGGAGACAACAGAGUACAUGAAUACACAGGAGUUGAUGGAGCAAGUGGAUUUGGGUUUGAACUCUCCUUCAGGCUGAAAAGAGAACCUGAAGAAUCUGCACCACCAACAUGGCCUGCGGAGCUGAUGCAGGGGCUUGCCAGAUAUGUUUUUCAGUCAGAGAACACCUUCUGCAGCGGUGAUCAUGUGUCAUGGCACAGUCCACUGGACAACAGUGAGUCUCGUAUUCAGCACAUGCUUCUGACAGAAGACCCCCAAAUGCAGCCAGUGCAGACGCCGUUUGGUAUUGUAUCCUUUUUACAAAUAGUUGGUGUAUGCACUGAAGAACUGCAUGCAGCUCAGCAAUGGAAUGGGCAGGGCAUACUAGACCUUCUUCGAACUGUACCAGUAGCGGGAGGACCUUGGUUAAUAACUGAUAUGAGAAGAGGAGAGACUAUUUUUGAAAUUGACCCUCAUUUGCAGCAGGAGAGGGUUGAUAAAGGGAUUGAAACGGAAGGGUCGAACCUCAGCGGAGUCAGUGCCAAAUGUGCAUGGGACGAUUUGAGUCGACCACCAGAAGAUGAGGAAGACAGUAGGAGUAUAUGUAUUGGAACGCAACCAAGACGGUUAUCUGGCAAAGAUACCGAGCAAAUCCGAGAGGCGUUACGAAGAGGCCUUGAAAUCAACAGUAAACCUAUCCUACCUCCAAUCAGUAUGCAGCGUCGUCAGAAAUGGCAUGAACCACGAUCGAGCGCCGAGUCGUAAAGACAGUUUAGAAAGUGAAAGUUCCUCAGCCAUAAUUCCUCAUGAGUUAGUACGUACACGACAACUGGAAAGCGUCCAUCUCAAGUUUAACCAGGAGUCUGGCGCACUCAUUCCACUUUGUUUAAGGGGUAGAUUAUUACACGGACGACACUUUACUUAUAAAAGUAUUACAGGGGACACGGCCAUCACUUUUGUCUCUACGGGGGUCGAAGGAGCAUUUGCUACAGAAGAGCAUCCAUAUGCAGCACACGGGCCUUGGCUGCAAAUUUUGUUGACAGAGGAGCUGGUGGAAAGGAUGCUGGAAGACUUAGAAGAUUUAAGCUCUCCAGAGGAAAUGAAAUUGCCAAAGGAGUACAGCUGGCCAGAGAAGAAGCUAAAGAUUUCCAUUCUUCCGGAUACCGUAUUUGAUAACCCACUACAAUGA